AUGAUCAAGAUUUUACCAUUAGAUCAAAUUUCUCAGAUUACUGUCUUCAAUUACUGGCAACUAAACUCGAUUCGUAUUGUAUCUGCAACCCCUUUAUUUACUAUGGGCAAGGAUUCUUCCAUUUGUUACACUGCACAUUUUGAUCUGGUCGUGAUCGGUGGAGGCUCUGGAGGUUUGGCAUGUGCAAAGGAAGCGUCAACGUUAGGAAAGAAGGUGGCCAUCGUAGAUCACGUAGAGCCAACUGUUCACGGCACAACAUGGGGAUUAGGAGGAACCUGUGUGAACGUUGGUUGCAUCCCCAAGAAGUUGAUGCAUCAAGCAGCAUUGCUUGGGCAAUCACUUCAAGAUGCUCGACACUACGGUUGGCAGUUACCAUCAUCGUCUUAUGAACAUUCGUGGGAAACUCUUAGAGACGGUGUACGAAAUUACAUAAAAUCUUUGAAUUGGGGUUAUAGGGUUCAGCUGAAAAACAAAAAGAUAGACUAUCUAAAUGGCAAAGGAACUUUUUUAAGUCGUCACGAAAUAAAAGUUGAUUUAAAAUCCGGUAACAACUAUGUAAUUGCAGUUGGCGGAAGACCUCGUAUUCCUAAUAAUAUCCCUGGAGCUCGUGAAUACGCGAUAUCAAGCGAUGAUCUAUUUUCUUUAGAUAAAGCCCCUGGAAAAGUUUUGAUCAUUGGAGCUGGAUAUAUAGCCUUGGAAUGCGCGGGCUUUCUUUCUGGUAUUGGUUGUGAUACGUCUAUCAUGGCUAGAUCAAUAUGUUUGCGUUCAUUCGAUCAGGAUAUGGUAUCUCUAAUAACUGAGAAUAUGGAAGAGGAAGGCAUUUCUUUUAUCCGUAAAAGUCAGCCUUUAAGAAUGUCUAAGACAACAGGUGAUAAAAUUGAAGUUGAGUACGAAAACACUGAAACUGGCUUGAAGAGCAUCGGCCUUUAUGAUAACGUAAUGUUUGCCGUCGGACGAGAUCCUACAACAGCGAGUUUAAAUUUAAAUGUCGCGAAUGUUAAAAUACAUCCCGAAAGUAAAAAGAUAUUAGCAGAAAACGAACAAACUACAUGUCCAAAUAUUUAUGCCAUUGGCGAUGUCUUGCAUGGAAAACCUGAGCUAACUCCUGUAGCCAUUCAUGCAGGCAGACUUCUUGCCAGAAGACUCUGCAAUGUGAGUUCAACACAAAUGGAUUAUGCACAGAUUCCUACUACGAUAUUCACUCCUCUGGAAUAUGGGUGUAUUGGAAUAUCAGAAGCAAAAGCAGAAGAACUUUAUUUUAAAGAAAACAUUGAGGUUUAUCACGCUUUUUAUCUUCCUCUGGAAUACGCUAUUACGCAAAGAGUCUGUAAACAAUGUUAUGUAAAGGCAGUUUGUCUUAAAUCAGACAAUGAGCGAAUAAUUGGAUUACAUUUCUUAGGACCUAACGCCGGUGAAGUUAUACAAGGAUUUGCAACAGCUAUGAAAUGCGGAGUUACAUAUGACCAAGUUGUAAAUACGAUCGGUAUUCACCCAACAUGCGCUGAGGAAGUUGUCAAACUUAGAAUAUCGCGCAGUUCUGGAGAGGAUCCAACAGUAACAGGCUGCUGA
Molecule: messenger RNA, 1569 nt
Organism: Trichoplax adhaerens
Lineage: Eukaryota; Metazoa; Placozoa; Uniplacotomia; Trichoplacea; Trichoplacidae
Exons: 20
Coding region: 1-1569 (522 amino acids)
Biological process (GO): glutathione metabolic process; cell redox homeostasis; cellular response to oxidative stress
Cellular component (GO): cytosol; mitochondrion
Molecular function (GO): thioredoxin-disulfide reductase (NADPH) activity; flavin adenine dinucleotide binding; glutathione-disulfide reductase (NADPH) activity
Source: RefSeq, a predicted model, not a curated record